Syngnathoides biaculeatus (alligator pipefish) is the source of this 1056-nucleotide messenger RNA. Its product is annotated as chymotrypsin-like elastase family member 2A. The record is from RefSeq and is a predicted model, not a curated record. Gene Ontology annotation, molecular function: serine-type endopeptidase activity. Gene Ontology annotation, biological process: proteolysis. NCBI's taxonomy places the organism in Eukaryota, Metazoa, Chordata, Actinopteri, Syngnathiformes, Syngnathidae. The coding region runs from base 74 to 877 and encodes 267 amino acids. The transcript is spliced from 7 exons.
CUCCUCAACACUUGUUUGGUUUUCUGUGUGUAUCGUCAGCACUGCCACUUGGACACAAUCUGCAAGGGCAGUCAUGAGGAAGCUGGUGUUUCUUGUUCUAAUGGUAGCUGACGUGCAUGGAUGUGGCCUACCAGCCUAUCCUCCUCUGUUGGAACGAGUGGUAGCCGGAGUGGAUGUUAAGCCACACAGUUGGCCCUGGCAGGUGUCCCUCCAAUCAGACAGCAGUGGGCGCUGGAGUCACGUAUGUGGGGGAACCCUAAUUGCGUCCGAGUGGAUCCUCACUGCUGCACACUGCAUCAAUGGCCAUUACAACUAUAGAGUGGAAGUGGGGAAGCACAGCUUAAGGGCAAAUGAGGAGAGCUCAGUUGCACGGAGGGCGGGCCAGAUCAUCACCCAUGAUAACUACAACAUCCUCCUCAGCCGCAAUGACAUGGCCCUGAUCAAGCUCUCCACCCCUGUGGUUUUCUCUGACACAAUCAUGCCAUCCUGCCUCCCACAACGCAAUGUCGUCCUUCCCCAUGGCUCUGCGUGCUACAUAACUGGCUGGGGUCGACUGUCCACUGAGGGUGCUCCAGCUGACAUACUGCAGCAGGCUCUCCUGCCUGUGAUCGACCACAGCACAUGCUCGCAACACGAUUGGUGGGGCAUUCUGGCAACUGACAAGAUGGUCUGCGCUGGUGGAGAUGGCAUCACUGCUGGCUGUAAUGGAGACUCUGGGGGUCCUCUGAACUGCCAGAACCCUGAUGGCUCCUGGACCGUCCAUGGCGUGGUGAGCUUCGGUUCAGGGCAAGGCUGUAACUUCUUCCAGAAGCCAACCGUAUUUACCCAAGUCAGCUCCUACUUGGAUUGGAUUGAAAGAGUGAGCAACGUUGUGUAAACAUAACACUUUCACCUGUAUAGCCUGAGAAGUCUAAAGUGGACAAAAGCCUUGGCUUUGCAAAAACAGGGUGUGUAUGGAAGAUUAUAUUAUUUUCUCUUGUACCUGCAGGUUAUGAGCAACUAACUGAUGAAGCUGUUCAAAUUUGUGUGGGUCAUUUGAACAACUAUGUAAACACU